UACGCUUUUGUACAUUUUGCAUUGUUGGAGUAGAGAGGAGAGUAUCAGGGCUGUCGGAUAUGAUGGCGAGCACGCGAGGUUUUUUUCCUGUGUUUGUAGUGGCGUUGCUUGCCGGAGUCUUCCUCGCUUCCCUUCCUUCAGGCGUACAAUCCAUCGGCGUGUGCUACGGCAUCAUCGCAAACAACCUCCCGCCACCGAGGGAAGUGGUGCAGCUCUACAGGUCCAAGGGCAUCACCAACAUGCGCAUCUACUCCGUUCAGCCCCAGGCGAUCCGCGCGCUCCAUGGCUCGGGCAUUAGGCUCAUGCUCGGCACCACCAAUAACGACGUCGCCGUUCUCGCCGGCAGCUUGUCCGCCGCCACCUCCUGGGUGCACGCGAACGUAAAGCCUUACCACAGCGCCGGGGUGACCAUCCGGUACAUCGCCGUCGGCAACGAGAUCACGGGCGGCGCGGCGCAGAGCAUCCUCGCCGCCAUGCGGAACCUCAACAAGGCCUUGGCCGCGGCUCGCCUCGGCGGCAUCAAGGUUUCCACGGCGGUGAGGUUCGACGUGAUCACCAACUCCUUCCCGCCCUCUGCCGCCGUGUUCGCUCAGCCCUACAUGGUCGACGUCGCCCGCCACCUCGCCAGCACCAACGCGCCGUUGCUCGCCAACGUGUACCCCUACUUUGCCUACAUCGGCAACCCGAGGGAUAUCAAGCUCAACUACGCGACGUUCCAGCCUGGCGCGACACCGGUGAGGGACGCCGGCAAUGGGCUCAUCUACACGAACCUCUUCAACGCCAUGGUCGACGCCAUGUAUGCAGCGCUGGAGAAGGCCGGGGCGCCCAGCGUGAGGGUGGUGGUGUCGGAGAGCGGGUGGCCGUCGGCCGGCGGGUUCGCCGCGACGCCGGAGAACGCACGGGCGUACAACCAGGGCCUCAUCGACCACGUGGCACACGGCACGCCCAAGAAGCCUGGACACAUGGAGGCGUACGUGUUCGCCAUGUUCAACGAGAACCAGAAGCCCGGGCUUGAGACGGAGAGGCACUUUGGGCUCUUCUACCCCAACAAAAGGCCGGUGUACCACAUCAAUUUCGCAGGAGGAAGAUUGGCGCCGGCCAACCACACAAACGCGCAUGGGUUUGGUGGACACUAGAUUGAUAUACUACUAUGUUAUUAGUAGAAAAGUAAUGUAUGAUGCGCACUGCGUAACAUAAUAAUGUCCUUGUACAGAAAUAAAA
Hordeum vulgare subsp. vulgare (domesticated barley) is the source of this 1221-nucleotide messenger RNA. RefSeq names its product glucan endo-1,3-beta-glucosidase GIV. NCBI's taxonomy places the organism in Eukaryota, Viridiplantae, Streptophyta, Magnoliopsida, Poales, Poaceae. Gene Ontology annotation, cellular component: plasma membrane. The record is from RefSeq and is a predicted model, not a curated record. The transcript is spliced from 2 exons. Gene Ontology annotation, molecular function: hydrolase activity, hydrolyzing O-glycosyl compounds. Bases 60 to 1136 code for a protein of 358 amino acids. Gene Ontology annotation, biological process: carbohydrate metabolic process.